Molecule: messenger RNA, 1158 nt
Organism: Porites lobata
Lineage: Eukaryota; Metazoa; Cnidaria; Anthozoa; Scleractinia; Poritidae
Source: the annotation of a GenBank genome assembly
AUGAUUGCAGCGCAUAUAGUAAUCAUUGCAUUCCUCCAAGAAGCAGUGUCGCUGGUACAUGUUGAGCCUAAUAUGAAAACGUUCUCUUAUGCCAUAAAAAACGGUUUCCUUCAUCCUAAAGAAGAGAAAACACUGUACGAGCAUAACACAGGCCAACCUGGUGUGAUCACAGAGCAAUGGUUUACGGGCUUAGAAUGCAGGAAUCGAAGCAUGAGGAUGAGAAUCUAUAUUGACGACGAAAAAAAAGCAAGUUUAGAUUUCCAAGUCUUCACGGCUCAUGCCACAGGAUUUAGAGAGACUGAUGACCUAUCAAAUGUUCCUUGGGGAACCAAAUGGUUUGGGCACAGCGCCAAAGGAGGUGGAAUGUACAACACUUUUCGAAUCCCUUUUGGCAAAUCAUUUCGUGUCACUGCCACGAAUCCAUGCCGUCGUCAGUUCUGGUACAUCAUUCGUGGCGUGGAAAAUUACCCUGUUGUUUUAGGCGACCUUGUACUGCCACCAACAGCAAGACUAAAGCUCUAUAAAAGGGAAAAUGUUUCCUUAUCGGCGUUUGAGUUCUUGAAGAUGGCACACGUCCCUAGUUCUGCAGGAGCGGUGUUCUUGGUGACAAUGGCCGCCACUGGCUCUGAUCUUACCUACCUUGAAGGCUGCUUCCGUGCGUUCAUCGAUGGCAGCAACGAGGCAAUGUGGCUUUCAUCUGGUACUGAAGACUUUUUCUUAUCUGCAUAUUAUUUUGAUGCGGGAACAUAUCAAAACUCAAAUGCUGGAUUGACUUACAUAAAUGCCUCAACAGGCUAUGUCAGCGCGUACAAGUUUUUUGAAAACGAUCCUUUGCUGUUUAGCAAAUCCCUGGAACUUUGGUGGCGAUGUAGCGAUAUUGAUUUCACUAAAGACAAGUAUGGCUGCCCUCACACUUGGCCUGAUCCUAGUCCUUCUGCUUCACCUGACCGAAAAGAGUAUUACAAAAGAGAGAAGCUUUCCAAGAAGGAGAAGAUUGCCAUCAAAAACAUAAAAAGAGAGAUCCAAAAGAAACAGAAGAAGAAAGACUCAGCCACAACCAAGAGAUCUACUCAUACUUUCAGAGAUGAAAAACCUUACGUGUAUGCCACCUUACGCUCACUGAAUGUGACUACAUACACGUGGGUUUAUGAAUGGUGA